AUGUCUUCAUCAUCAUCGGUCGAUACUAAAAAAGGAACAUGGUCAAAAGAAGAAGAUGAAAUAUUAAAAGCAUAUGUGGAAAACCAUGGAACCAGAAAUUGGAACGAGGUAUCGAAAAAUGCCGGGCUUAUACGUUGCGGUAAAAGUUGUCGUCUAAGAUGGUAUAAUCACCUGCAACCAGAUGUGAAAAAGGGUCCAUUUAGUGAAGAAGAAGAAACAAAAGUUUUUGUGUUCUAUAAAAAGUAUGGUGAAUUCAAAUGGUCUAAGCUGGCUGAGGAGUUACCGGGAAGAAGCGAUAAUGACAUCAAGAACUUUUGGAACGCGAGAAAAAGAAAACUUGAAAGGCGUGGCUUGUCACCCUUCCCUGACAACAUGGAACUGGAUGAUGAGCUGAAUAGUAGCCAACAAAUUGAGGAUUCACAAGAAGAUGAAUUUCAUAUACCACAAUUGAAAUUUAGAAAAUAUCCAUCAAUUUUUGAUGAGAUAAAUGAAAAACUUUUAGAUGUCCCAAACAUGUUCUACAAUAAUAUUGUGGGAAGUACUUCAACAUUGAUUGAUAGGGGAAGCAUUAUUGGAACUUCUUAUAUACCUAUGGCUCCACCCCCACCAUGUUCAUACCUUCCACCACCUAUGGAGACUCAGUAUCAUGGUGACUUUAUGGAUCCAGAUUUUUGGUUACACAACAGUUCAUUAGACAAUGACGAUGCUAGGCGUGUGUAUUUGUCUGAGACAAAUUUCGUUGAUGAAAAAGGGAAGAAGCCUAUUUCGUUGGAGGACGAUGUUGAAGCAAACCUCCUUGAUGACUUCAUGGAUCCAUUUCUAUGUAUUGACUUCAGUAAUUUGGAGGACGAUGUUGAAGCCGGCGGUCGUUUAUUUGACAAUGAUGAUAACCGUAACUUGCAUGACACGAUAUAA
This is a messenger RNA of Medicago truncatula (barrel medic), 915 nucleotides long. Its product is annotated as transcription factor MYB101. The transcript has 3 exons. NCBI's taxonomy places the organism in Eukaryota, Viridiplantae, Streptophyta, Magnoliopsida, Fabales, Fabaceae. The coding region runs from base 1 to 915 and encodes 304 amino acids. The record is from RefSeq and is a predicted model, not a curated record.